This is a messenger RNA of Nothoprocta perdicaria, 4255 nucleotides long. It is a transcript of the gene CXCL12, whose product is annotated as C-X-C motif chemokine ligand 12. Gene Ontology annotation, cellular component: external side of plasma membrane; extracellular region. The coding region runs from base 23 to 418 and encodes 131 amino acids. Gene Ontology annotation, biological process: defense response; axon guidance; chemokine-mediated signaling pathway. The record is from RefSeq and is a predicted model, not a curated record. The transcript has 5 exons. NCBI's taxonomy places the organism in Eukaryota, Metazoa, Chordata, Aves, Tinamiformes, Tinamidae. Gene Ontology annotation, molecular function: chemokine activity; CXCR chemokine receptor binding.
CGGCCCCAGCCCCGGCCCCAGCAUGGACGUGCGAGCCCUGGCGCUGCUCGCCCUCGCCCUGGCGCUCGUCUCCCUCUCGGAGGAGAAGCCUGUCAGCCUGACUUACCGAUGUCCCUGUCGCUUCUACGAGAGCAACGUGGCCAGAGCCAACAUUAAGCACCUCAAAAUCCUCUCCACACCCAACUGCUCACUUCAGAUUGUUGCAAGGCUCAAGAACAACAGCAAGCAAGUGUGCAUUGAUCCCAAGUUAAAGUGGAUCCAGGAAUAUCUGGAGAAAGCUUUAAACAAACCACGUCAUCGCACUCAUAAAAAAAAGCAACAGAAGAAACGGGGCCUACGCUGCCCUUCCCGUGCAACACCAGUAAAGUCUCCAGGGAGAAAGAAUGGAGGUUCAAGAUGUAAGAGGCAAGCAUUGUAAGCCGUCUGCAGGAUUUCUUACUAUAGGACCCAGAGAGCAGAUAACCAGUUGUAGGGAAGGAAACAUUUCACUGUUAUCAUGCUACACAAAAGCAACGCUUCAUGCCUUUACAUUUGUUCCCCCCACCAAAUUGGCUUGCUUUCACAGUACUAUUCUCAUAUAGUAAGAUGUACUUGUUUUGAGAAAAAAAAAAUCUUUAUAUACAGGUUGGUUUAUUACCUAGCACAGAGGGCAGAUAUGAAUUUAAACUAAUCCUAUGUUAUUAUAUAACAUUUUAUUUCAUUUGCUAUGUAGAGGUUCUGCGUUAUUUAACUUUCUUUCGGUUCAUGCAAGUCUCUUGGAGAUUUAAACUAGAAGGACAUGAACUGUACAGUGCAAUGAUGUUGUGCAAGUAGUGGUGGAGCUCUGUGACCCCUGAAGUCAGGCCAAGAACAUAGGAAGGCUCUAAAAAGCAUCAGACAUCGGUAAGAGCGGACAGCACUAUCAUGGGCACCAAUUACAGGUAUUUUGACUAAGGGAUUAAACUCGGGGCUACAGGACUAAAGCCGUGGGUGGGUGGAUCAAUAUAUCUGCUAUUGCAAAGUGGUAGGAGCCACAGCACUGAUCUGGUGUCACCUGGCAUUUCCUAUGUUCCUGUGUUUCUGACAACAAGUUUUAGCACAAAAGGUUUUUUUUUUUUUAAUAUUUAACUAUGUGAUCGUGUUGGGAAUUGCCAGAGCAGGCAGAGAUGCUGCCACGCACUGGGUGUCUGCUAGGCCCAUCUGCAGGAGGAGGUCUCAGCCACCAGCCUAGGUGGAGGUGCCUUGGGAUGAGCCUUCACCAGCUGUGAAGUGCUGUAGCCUCGAUUACUGAACAGCUAGCUGAGGGCUCCAGCAUCUUUGGUUGCUCUGGAUAGAUCCCUGAGGAGGAUAUCAUGUCUUUGGAGAAAAGAGAUACCUGGGGCAAGAGAGGAAAUAGGGAGGGUCUGCCCAUUUUGCCAAAAGAGCGGUGUUUCAUAGGCAGACAGCCACUGUACCAGUAGCAGUGGUUCUGUUUGCUCGUGGAAUAAUCUAUCUUCUAGAAUUUCCUCUGCAAAGGAAGGAAUACCUCCAGGAAGAAAUACCACUUCUUGCAUCACCUCCCUCUCUCAACCAGAAAUUUCUUUUUCUCAAAUCUUACCUGUAAAGCAAAUAUCUUUGCUAUAUAACCUAUGGAAGGAGACACCUGAAGUACUGCAGUAAUGAUAUUAUGCUGUGCACUGUGAUCUGGGGAAGCACACACUGUCCAAACUGUGUGCAGCACAGUACUUAUGUUCGUAUGUAUUUGUGUGUGUAUUGAAAAGCAACUGUAACUGCCUAACAUUGCAUGUUUUUGCUGGGUGGGUUGCUUCAAAAGGAAUCUCUUACCACAGCCUGUGUCAGGAACACUGAAAAGGAUGUUUCACUGAUCCCUCUUUUUUUUUUGUGGCAGGCAUUUUUAAUGCCAAAGAGCCAUUUUGGCUAGCCCGGGACUGCCUUAUUUUGCAUUGGAUUCAGGUAACCGUCCUGUAUGUGUUCUCCUGUCUGUAAAAUGGUGCUAUUACAGAGUCCUUCAGCUGGGACCAAAUCACCUCUUUUGCUUUUAAGUGGAAACCAAGUACUAUACUAAAAUAUGUGGAUGUGAGUUUGUUUUUCCCUCUGUUGUUACCAUGAACAAUUAUUGUUGUUACCAAGCUGGUGCUUUUCGUAUCAUUUAUUUCUGUUUUGUAAGGUCUGAUGCCACUGUACCUGGGGAGAAUUUGAUGGUUGAUUUCAAUGAGAGUAGAAUCAGAGUCUCUACUAUAGGAGUAAAAGCAGAAAGAACUUGCAUGAGAAAAUUGAGUCUUUUGUAUCUUCGCUGGACUGCACUUUAUAUCCUACAGUCCAUCUCCUGUCCUCACAUGAGCAUCUGCAACUGCUAAUAGUUUGCCAAGAGGCUGACAUGUGAGUGUGAAAGCCAAGAAUGACUUUGGGGAAAGAUGGAAGAGUUUUGGAUCUGAUCCUGACAUGGAACUUGUCUUUCUCACGCCCAGGAAGGGGCAUUCCUCACAUGUGCUUGCCAUCCAACAACAGCUUGAGGUCUGAUCUCUUCCCACUGCAGUUAGUGAAGAAUUAAAUAAUCCUGUUUUUAAUUCAACAGCAUACCUUGCUGAUGGUAGAGGUCAUGGAGAUUUCAUUUUUAGGGGGAAACACUGGCUUUCCCUUAAAAGCAGCAGUACAGAGGAGAUGCCACCAGUUCAGGCUUACUACCCAAACAGCCCGUAGCGUGGGGUAUUUGGCCACCCACGCAAGGUUUGGGCAUAUCCCUGGCUACUUCAUGUCCCUCCAUUCCUUAGGAAGGUCCCAAAUUCAUUGGAUUUGAGAGCCCUGCGCCGCAGUGACCUGGUGGGAUGGUGGAUGAGGCUGCACAGCCUCGGCAGCGUUCGGCGCCAGGCCCCACCAAGAGGGAGCACACUGGGAUUGGCACAGGCGGGAAUGGUCUCCGGGCACAGGCCCACGUGGCAGCCCGAGCGGCCCCUCUGCCUUGGCAGGACACUGGGAAGGGCAGUGCUGGAUCCCAGUGCGGCCCUGGGCAGCACAGCUAUAGGGUGAGGAUGUUGCAGGCCAUGGGCAGACUUCUCCUUGCAGGGGCAGGUUAGUGGGCAUUCCGGGAGCAUUGGGACAUUUGCUACUGGGAAAGGGCAUUUGCUACUGUGAGAAGUGUGUCAGUCGCAGAAGGGAGGAAAGGGAUCCCUGCAAGGCUAAGGAGCCUUUGCAGACAGGUGACAUCCCCAGCACCGCCAGCAUUUCUUGGGAAUCGCAUGGGGUGUCCUGGGCCCCGAGACCCCUGCACUGCCGAGGAUUCACUGUGCACACCUGAGAGCUCGGGGCUGCUCCUAGGGGCUGAUUGCAGUCCCUCUGCUUGCUCCGUGCCGGAGCGCGGUUCCCUCGGGCAGGCUUUGGUAGUGUGAACGCAGGGGUGCAGCAGGCCUGUCCCUGAAGACAGAGCUAAGUGAGAAGCCUCUAAAAGCUCUCCUGCCUCCCACCAAACCAUAACCUUGAGCGGGCAGCCUUCCUGCCGAGGGACAUCUGCUGAGGACCACUGAAUUGAGAGGAGCCCUUUGCUGGGGGCCACAGGCUGCAUCCAGCGUCUUGUGCAGCUCUCUGCCCUGCGCUGCCUUCCUCGUGAGGCAGCACCAACACAAACCUGCUUGGGAAGGGCCUAGAUUUCCCUUUCUGCUUUUAACUGUUGACCAAAGACCAAAUCAGGGAAAGGAAGGAUGGGGAGAUGGGAGUGAUGUAGGGACCACACGUGAACAAGGGGGGAAAGAGACAGCACUGAAGCAAUGCUGAAAGAGCAGAUUCCAUAAAUGUGAAAUAGUCGUGUGUGGCGUGAUCCGAACUGCAGCUGUCGAAUCCUAAGUUCGUUUAUUUUGUAAGAAUAGAUGGUAUUUAUUGCUGUGCCAAAUUAUUUUUAUUUAUGAUAGCUUUACACUUGUAUAUAUGAAUAUCUUAUCUGAAUUCUGCCUGAGGAAGGAUGAAGGUGAUUUUUUGAUGUGUUUUUAACUAAUGUGUUUGAGCAUAGGUGACUGUUCAUUGGUCUUUUGUGGGGAAGGCUAUAUUCCAAGUUAAAUAUACAUAUUAUACUGAAAAUGCAGUACCUGCAAAAGUUUCUGUUGCUAUUUUCCUUUUGCUCUAACCUGGAGAGUCUUUUUUUGGAUUGAUGCAAUUUAUAGCAACCAGGGGCUUCUGAGAAGUCAUCACGUAAAGUCUGGAUUUUUUAUCUACCACCUCCACAUGAAGCCAGAUCUUACCGGCAAGCAAGAAACGCUGAUGGCCACAGAGAAGAAAAUAUUUAUCG